AUGGAUGCAGGGCUACUCUGUACGGUUCUCGUACUUGGUCUGUCUCUCUACGUAAAAGAAGUUGCAGCUAUCGAUCAUCCGUGUGCGAACAGCCCGUGUCUUAACAAUGGGCACUGUAUCGCUACGGGACCAGGGUACUUCUGCUUAUGCAUCAAUGGAUUCUCCGGCGACUUCUGCGAGAUAGAGGCGAACGAAUGUUUACCCAACCCAUGCCUGAACGGUGCAGUAUGUCAUGAUGUCGUGGGUGGUUACCAGUGCGAAUGUGCACCAGGCUACGAAGGAACCAUUUGCAACAAUGAAAUUGACGAGUGCUUACCUGCUCCGUGUAAGAACUGGGGACAUUGUAUCGACCAUGUUAACGACUACGAAUGCGAGUGCAUGCAAGGAUUCACCGGCAAAAAUUGCGACCGAAAUGCCAACAAUUGUGAUCCUAACCCAUGUCAAAAUGGUGGUGUGUGUUCUGAUGAGGUCAAUGGAUACUCCUGCGCAUGCGCGGCAGGAUAUGAAGGAGACAACUGCGAGACUGAUAUUGACGACUGUGCUGGCAAUCCGUGUCAGAAUGGUGGAUUCUGCUGGGACAUGGUAGCAUCUUACACCUGCUACUGUCCUCCAGGCUACGAGGGAACAAACUGUGAAAUCGACAUUGACUACUGCGCAGACCAUCCAUGCCAAAAUGGCGGAGUAUGCAUCGAUGGCGAAACCUCCUACACCUGCAACUGUAUUCCCGGAUACGAUGGCGUUAACUGCGAAAUAGAUAUCGACGACUGUUUCAAUGUUGAAUGCUUCAAUGGUGGCACUUGCAUCGAUGAAGUCGAUGGUUACCACUGCGCAUGCGCUGUGGGUUUCGACGGAAACAACUGCGAGAACGAUAUCGACGAUUGCGCUGGUAGCCCGUGUCUUAAUGGAGGUAUAUGUCAUGACGAAGUUAACGCCUACCGAUGCACCUGCGUGCCUGGAUACACCGGCACCCACUGCGAAGAAGAUAUCGACGAGUGUUGGCCCGACCCAUGCGUAUAUGGAACUUGCUACGAUCUUGUCAACAGCUAUCGAUGUGAAUGCGACGCAGGAUACAGCGGGUUUAACUGCGACAUUAACAUUGAUGACUGUGAUGGAGCUCAAUGUUUCAAUGGUGGAGUAUGUAUCGAUGGCAUCAACUCGUUCACAUGUGAAUGUGCGGUGGGAUACGAAGGACCACGAUGCUCAAUCGAUACUGAUGACUGUAUCGGCGUGGUAUGCUUGAACGGAGGCACGUGUAAGGACGGACUGAAUACCUACACCUGCAAAUGUGUCGCGGGAUACACAGGGACACAUUGUGAAAUUGACAUCGAUGAGUGCCUUGGUGUGGUUUGUCAACACGGAGGCGUUUGUGAGGAUCAUGUUAACGGCUACACGUGUGUAUGCCAGCCGGGCUACGAUGGAAACCACUGUGAGAACGAUAUUGACGACUGUCUGUACGCUAACUGCCUGAACAACGGAGUGUGCAUUGAUUUAGUGAACGAUUAUAGAUGCGACUGUCGGGCUGGAUAUAUAGGAGACCGAUGUGAAAUAGAUAUUGAUGACUGCGCAGGUAAUCCUUGUGUGCAUGGUUUUUGCAUGGAUUUGGUCAACGACUUCAUGUGCACGUGCUUACCGGGAUAUGAAGGCAGACAUUGUGAAAUCGAUAUCGACGAAUGUCUGGGCGUUGAUUGCAACCAGGGUCAUUGUGUUGAUGGCGUGAAUUCAUAUACCUGUGUGUGUCCUGCGGGCUACGAGGGAGUUCACUGUGAAAUCGAUAUUGAUUUCUGUUUUGGUGUCAACUGUUAUCAUGGCGGGACGUGUGAGGAUAUUGUGACGGACUACAGGUGUAUAUGCGCCGAAGGCUGGCAAGGACGACACUGUGAUGAGAACCCUGAUGACUGCGCUGUCCACCCUUGCCUCAAUGGUGGACGAUGUAUUGACGGAAUUGCAACAUACACCUGUGAAUGCCUAGAGGGAUUUGAAGGCCGUGAUUGCGAAAUCGAUAUUGAUGACUGUGCUGACAACCCGUGUUUGAAUGGAGGGCAAUGUUUCGAUAAAGUCAACGGCUAUGACUGCGCAUGUCCAAUAGGCUACAAGGGCAGAAUCUGCGAAAAAGACAUCGAUAAUUGUUUCUCCGUAACAUGUCUAAAUGGCGGUCAUUGUGUGGAUGAAGUCAACGGUUAUCACUGCGAGUGCUUUGCAGGAUACACGGGAAGGCACUGCGAAAUUGAUAUUGACGAGUGUGCCACUGCUCCGUGUCUUAACGGUGGUGUGUGCAUUGAUUUGGUGGAUGGCUACUCGUGUCAAUGCCUGGACGGCUUCGAGGGAAUUAACUGUGAAAUCAAUAUUGACGACUGUGUUGACCAUCCAUGUCUUAAUGGCGGUAGGUGUAUCGAUGGAAUCAACAGCUUCCGAUGCGAAUGUCCUGCAGGCUACGAGGGCGACUUCUGCCAGAUCGAUACUGACGACUGUGCCAUUCCUUCCACAUGCAACAAUCACGGAGAAUGCAUAGACUUGGUGAACGGCUAUGAAUGUCGAUGCUUCGCUGGCUACACUGGGAUGCGCUGUGAAAUAGAUAUCGAUGACUGUGCCGAUUGGCCGUGUCUGAACGAUGGUGUAUGUAUUGACAGGGUAGAUGGAUACCAUUGCGAAUGCCUGGCAGGUUUUACUGGCACACACUGCGAGGAGAAUAUCGACGAUUGCUACGAAACAGCUUGUCUGAACGGCGGGACGUGUAUUGAUGGUAUCAAUGGAUUCACAUGCAGAUGCCUGUUGGGAUUCGAAGGAGAAAACUGCGAAACAAGUACGUCUGCGCAAUCAUCCUUGAGAAUUCGUAAUAUACAUGAAAUUAAGACUUGUUUCAAGACAUCACAAGUCAUCACGUCAUUCACGAACACUGAUGACUGUGCGGGAGUAAUCUGCCAGAACGGAGGUCAUUGUAUCGACGAAGUUGCAGGUUAUCACUGUCAAUGCGUCAUAGGUUACACUGGAAACCACUGUGAAAUCAAUGUUAACGACUGCUCAGGUAAUCCAUGUGCCUUCGGUAUCUGUGUGGAUUUGGUCGACGACUACGAAUGUGUGUGUACCCCGGGCUACGAGGGUCGCCACUGUGACAUUGAGAUUGAUGAGUGUGCCAUCGAGACGCCAUGUUUCAACGGAGGAGUCUGUGUGGAUGAAGUCAAUGGAUAUAGAUGCGAGUGUCUGGCUGGAUACGAUGGGGUUCACUGUGAAAAUGAUAUCGAUGACUGUGGUCCAUACGCCGUUUGUUUGCACGGAGGGAAAUGCGUCGAUGGAAUCAAUGAAUACACGUGUCAAUGUCUGCCUGGCUACACUGGCCGAUACUGCCAUAUCGACGUUGACUUCUGUCAGCCUGUCAACCCGUGCUUACACGGAGGAUUCUGCGUCGACGGCGCAACCGAUUACACCUGCGAAUGUGCUACUGGAUACACUGGUCACGACUGUGAAAUUAACAUCGAUGACUGCGCACGUGAUCCUUGCUAUAAUGGCGGCGAGUGUAUUGACGGAAUCAACGAAUACACCUGUAACUGUCUGCCCGGGUUCCAGGGAAGCAGGUGUCAAAAUGAAAUCGAUGAAUGUGCCGGCCCUACACCGAGAUGUUUGAAUGGCGGCGAAUGCUUGGAUGGGAUUAAUAGCUACACCUGCGUGUGCGCCGGUGGCUUCCAGGGGGCUAAAUGUGCAGAAGAGAUUCUAUGCCAGGCGGGAUGGGAGCGCUACGAACUCGGCUGUUACUUCUUCGAGCAAACCCACGAAAAAUCAUGGGAUGAAGCUGAGCUGACCUGCGUGUCAUAUGGUGGUCACCUGACCAGUAUCCAUAGCGACGGCGAACGCGAUUUCGUCUUUGAGCGCCUGGACAGUCAGUAUCAAUACUGGAUUGGACUCACGGAUAUAAUUGUGGAGAAUUUCUGGCUCUGGAGUGACGCUACACCAAGGGAUUACAGUCAAUGGUUUUCUGGUGAGCCCAACAACCUUGGUAACGAAGACUGUGCAGAGAUGCAUCCUUUCAGGUUUGGCAACAGGUGGAAUGAUGCUAAAUGCUAUCUGACAAACCGCUACGUAUGCAGGACUAGAAGAGAUGUAGACUUCUGUGCUUCGGCCCUCGAGCAAUGCUACAACGGUGGAGUCUGCUCAGAUUUAGCUCAAGGCUUCUCCUGCGCAUGCGCAGCCGGAUUCUCUGGUGAUAGAUGCCAAAUAAAUAACAACGAAUGUGACCCAAAUCCAUGUCAGAACGGAGGGGCUUGCAAUGAUCUGGUGAAUGGUUACACCUGUGACUGCGCUCCUGGAUAUAUCGGAGUUAACUGUGAAACAGACGAAGAUGACUGCGCGUUAGCUGCUUGUUUGAAUGGAGGAGUGUGCACCGAUUUAGUUAAUGGGUACUCCUGCGCAUGCUCAGACCGCUACAAAGGAGAUCGAUGUGAAACAGACAAAUGCGCGGGAGAUGAAUUCUUUGUUGACUCUUGUUAUGAGUUCAUUUCGACAAGUCGUACAUGGGUGGAUGCUGAAGCUGACUGUGUAGGGAGAGGAGGACAUCUUGCAAGUGUCGCGAGUGCAGAAGAGCAGAAUUUCUUGCAAGCGCACGUCGACGGAAAUGUUUUCUGGUGGAUUGGUCUGAAUGACAGAAGCAGUGAAGGGAAUUUCGUCUGGAGCGACGGGACAAGCGUCGUGUACACAAACUGGCAACCCAACCAGCCCGAUGAUUUCCAGGGUAUUGAGGAUUGUGUACAUUUUCAUACGGCACAGUACGGCUACCAAUGGAACGACUUGCGAUGCACGGAUUCGCUCCAUUACAUUUGUGAGAGACCAAGCGAAGACCACUGUGCUUUGGUUGUCGAGCCAUGCUACAACGGUGGAGUAUGCACAAAUUCAGCUCAAGGCUUCUCUUGCGCAUGCGCCGCCGGAUUCUCUGGUGAAAGAUGUCUAACAGAUAUUGACGAAUGUUCAACGAAUCCGUGCCAGAAUGGAGGAAUUUGCGAGGACCGAGUCAACGGUUAUGUGUGUUUCUGCAUAUCUGGAUUCAUUGGCGACAACUGCGAAACAAAUGAGGACGAUUGCGCAUUGACCCCUGAACCUUGCUUCAAUGGAGGAGUCUGCUCUGAUGGGGUGCAUGGGUUCUUCUGCGCAUGCUCUGAUCGAUACACAGGGGACAGGUGCGAAAUUGAUAGGUGCCCUGAUUGGGAAUAUUUCCAGGAAGCCUGCUACAGGUUCUUCAAGACGCCUACAAUGAGUUGGUUGGAUGCUGAAGCUGACUGUGUCUCAAGGGGUGGACAUUUGAUAAGCGUUGCCAACGCCCAAGAGCAGACGUUCCUACAAGAUAAUCUUGAUAACGAUAGUUGGUGGAUCGGACUGAACGACAGAAACAUAGAGAGAACCUUCGUCUGGAGUGACGGAACAAACUCUGCGUACAGAAAUUGGUACAUUAAUGAACCUAACGAUCUGAAUGGCGAGGAUUGUGUGCACAUGGAGAAGCAGCGGUUCAACAACCAAUGGAACGACUUACCUUGUGAAGGGUUAGCCAGUUAUGUCUGCGAGAGACCUCCGCAAGGCUAACCGCGGCGGAUCGCAGCAUGCAGCUAAGGACCGGGAGUACACCUUUAUUUGAGAUAGGUUCUAUGGACGACGAUGAUCAGUUUACGCUGCUCUUAACUAUUCAAUUAUGAUGAUUUUAUGCUUACCAUCCAUUAUCUUUUACUAAAAGAAAUAUUGUGCCCGAUCUGACUUUUUUCUUGGAAUAUUGCUUGCUAUUUUGUCUUUUAAUGUGCUUAGUCGUUCAUAACAUAUUUCUUCCAAAUAUUUUGAAUGAAUCGAGUGGUGUUAUAUUUCAGCGACAUUGGAACCUUAUAGGAAAUAUCAAAUAUAAGAUAAAUAUUUAGAAUGCUGAUAUUAUAGCUUGAACACCUUUUCAAUUUUGAAGUGUUAUUUCGAAGAAGUAAAAAGUAUACUUAAGAGCUCAACAUUUAUUAUUUAAAUUUAAAUUUUUGACGACGGGCAGAGCAUACUGUCCGAA
Messenger RNA from Patiria miniata (bat star), 6019 nucleotides. Its product is annotated as fibropellin-1-like. Gene Ontology annotation, cellular component: protein-containing complex; plasma membrane. Gene Ontology annotation, biological process: establishment or maintenance of epithelial cell apical/basal polarity; heterophilic cell-cell adhesion. The transcript has 49 exons. Gene Ontology annotation, molecular function: calcium ion binding. The record is from RefSeq and is a predicted model, not a curated record. Lineage: Eukaryota; Metazoa; Echinodermata; Asteroidea; Valvatida; Asterinidae. The coding region runs from base 1 to 5562 and encodes 1853 amino acids.